AUGAAAAGGUAUCGAACCCGCUAUUACGUGGACGAGCUUCCUUCAAACAUCCCUCACAAUACAAUUAAAAAGGAUAGAGAUAAACGUACGGUUACCAUUGAUUCUACUGCCACGAUGAGUCUGUUUGAAUCGAUACAGUCUCGUUUAGAUAGCCCAGUGAUUCCUUGGAAGGGUAUCAUUGCAGGUAUUUCUGUUGCUCAAUUCGCCUUCGAAACUUAUUUGACCUACAGACAGUACCGUGUACUGAAGAGUAAAAAACUACCAGCCGCAUUGGAAAAUGAGAUUGAUAAUGAAACUUUUGUGAAAUCUACUGCUUAUUCGAGAGCUAAGGCUAAAUUCUCUGUUGUUUCUGAGGCGUUUAAUCUUGUUCAAAAAUUGGUGGCUAUUAAAUUCGAUGUUAUGCCCAGAUUGUGGAAUUUUGGUGUACAUCUCUCGCAAUUCAUCUUGCCAACUAGAUGGGCUGCCGUUAGUAGUGUUGCGCAAUCGCUUUGGUUUUUGAGUGUUAUUUCUAAUUUUUCUACAAUUAUCGAUUUGCCACUUUCAUACUACCAACAUUUCGUUCUAGAGGAAAAGUUUGGAUUUAACAAAUUGACUAAACAAUUAUGGAUCGUUGAUACUUUGAAAGGUUUGGCAUUGGGACAUGCACUUGGUGGACCCAUUCUCUAUGGUUUUUUGAAGAUUUUUGAAAGAUUUGAAACUAAUUUCUUAUGGUACAUCUGUGGAUUCAUCUUUUUAGUGCAAAUUUUGGUGAUUACCUUGAUUCCUGUGUUCAUUAUGCCACUAUUCAACAAGUUUACACCUUUAGAAGAUGGUCCAUUGAAAAAAUCGAUCGAGGAUUUGGCAUUCAAAUUGGGAUUUCCACUAGACAAAAUCUUUGUUGUUGAUGGUUCUAAACGUUCCUCUCAUUCAAAUGCAUAUUUUACUGGUUUACCCUUUACUAGUAAACGUAUUGUACUUUAUGAUACUUUGGUCAAUGAGAGUUCAGUGGAAGAAAUUACGGCAGUGCUGGCACAUGAAAUUGGUCAUUGGCAAAAGAACCACAUCGUCAACAUGGUUGUAUUGAGUCAAGUUCAUACUUUUGCAUUAUUCUCAUUGUUCAGCGCAGUUUAUAGAAACUUGUCACUUUACAAUUCAUUUGGAUUCUUCUUGGGUGUGCCCAGUGGAGAUUUACUCUCAAGUUCAAAGCAAGUCUUUACACCCGACUUCCCUAUCAUGAUUGGCUUACAAUUGUUUAAUGAUUUAUUGGCCCCAAUGGAAUGCGUGAUGCAAUUCUUACUCUCAUUGAUUUCCAGAUUGCAUGAAUACCAAGCAGAUGCAUUUGCCAAGGGAUUGGGUUACACGCAGUAUUUGGCACAAGCUCUAAUUAACCUACAGAUAAAGAACUUGUCCACAAUGAAUGUAGACCCAUUGUACUCGGCAUACCACUACUCUCACCCAACUCUAGCCGAACGUUUAACCGCAUUGGGCUUCGUAAGUCGCAAGAAGGCAGAGUGA
Molecule: messenger RNA, 1494 nt
Organism: Zygosaccharomyces rouxii
Lineage: Eukaryota; Fungi; Ascomycota; Saccharomycetes; Saccharomycetales; Saccharomycetaceae
Gene: STE24
Product: zinc metalloprotease
Exons: 1
Coding region: 1-1494 (497 amino acids)
Biological process (GO): CAAX-box protein processing
Cellular component (GO): endoplasmic reticulum membrane
Molecular function (GO): metalloendopeptidase activity
Source: RefSeq, a predicted model, not a curated record